CCUUCCAGCUGUAAACGGGUCCCCUGUGAAAUUAUGAUCUUUAAGUGUUCAUGGGAUAUGGUGUAUUUGCAUUGUAAACAGUUCCAUUAUUUGUUCUUUUUUUUGUAAAUAAUACCAGUAUGUACUGUAAACCGCAUCUCUUUGUAGUUAAGAUGUUUAAUUGUUCCAUUUAUUUUCGCAUUGAGAUAACGAUUUUCGACUCAAGAUUGUUCCCUCAUUCCAUCACGUAAGGUGUGAAUAACGUAGUAAGUAAAUGAACGUUAGGUGAAACCAGGUGAUUGUGUCAGUUGAUAAUGCUAAUGGCGAGCUCGCAGGAUAGUCUUGGUGUAUUGGAUCAGAGUAUCCCGCUGUGGAAGCGAGAGCUUAUCUUACGUCGUCGUGCCAUCAGUCGCACUCUGGUAGCAAAUAGCGCAGUCAAGCUUGCCUGCCCAAGCCAGACUACAGUCAGUCCGGAGACGUCAGCAACAGCUGUUGAAAAGCCGCAGCGCAGCAAUUCGACCGGGUUAGCCUCAAACAAGGAUCCACUGGACCAAGACGAAGCGGACUUUCACCCCAGAGGGCGCGGACGACGCCAAGACUCGUCUUCUCCGUCAACUGCUCCUUCGUCCGCAGUUUCAAGUAACAUGCGGCUGGUUGAGGUGGAAGAAACGGGUUCGGGCCUAUUGCUUAACGGCGUCGGUGUUGGCGUGGAGAGAAAUGGGUCCAUUUUAGCGUGUUCUGUGAAAUACCGUUCUAGGAUGGUGGAAGAAAGGACAUCUAAGAAAUCUAGUGCUUCAUCGAGAACAAAAAUGGAUAAUAGCUUAGUGCAACUAGGGAAGCUUCGUGCUGGCAAAAACAAUAACUACGAUCAUGCCGUCAACGAAGAUUGCAACUCGGAUUCCAGUGAAGAACUGCAGUAUGGGCCCGGCAUAGUUAACAGAUUGAGAAGUAAGUAUUUGAGCCUAGCUUUACGGGAAACCCAAAACCGACCUUCUCUGUCCAACAUCAGGCGGUAUUCCAGCCUGGAAAAUAUCCUGGACAACGAUCUGGAGACGGGAAAACCGCAGAUAAGAAAUCAGCUUGCAACCAAGAAAGCGGACGCUGGCAUGAGGACAGAGCAGAGGUUCAGAACGUUUAACCGUAGCAGUAGAGAAUCCAUGAAAAGGGCUCGUUCCGUGGAGACGUUACACAGGUACGACUCUAGGUUCAAUAAUAUUUCAAACGAUGGUUUAGAUGUUACAGUUGGCUUUCCUUCACGUGUCCAAGCAGGUCCUCAAGAUGUAAACAAGAACAGGCCUGUUAGUAUGAUAAAUCCUUUGGUCAAUGAGGAACUGAUUAUUAUAGAGAACAAGCAGAAAAUGGAGCCAAAGAAACAUGAAAGCAAACCGCCUACCAAGGAAAAAGCUCCACCGGCCCCUCGGAAGUCUAGAACCCUUACGGUGCCAGCGGAGAAAGAACUGCCGCCACCUGAUGCUGUUAAACAGAAACUUAAGAUAUUUGAAAGUACUCAGGUGCCUGUCAGGUCAUCAAAAACAUUUAACGUAAAUAAAGUUAAUUCAUCUAACAAUAUAAAUUCUGUUUCUGGUUUAAAGGCUCCAAAGGCAAAUUUUUCACAUGCUGCUAUUCCCAAACCAGCUUUAUCACCCAAACCUAACGUAGUGGAAAAGAUUCCGUUUCCUGCACCCACUAGUCCAGUUUCACUAAGAAAAGUGGCUUUAGUGGAUGAAUGCAUUAGCAGUGUGACAUCUCCUUCACACAUGUCCAGACCCAACAUGUUGCACAUAGAACCUGACUCUUCUCCAACCUCUCCCAAUUUGAGUCCUGCCUCAGGUCGCAAGCUCAAGUCGCCAUCCCCAGUUCCUACAGGCCGGUCAUCCCACAAGCAGGUGGUGACAGACGGUGUCCCUACCCCUUCGCUGCAGUCAAGGCUGACGAAUGGAGACGCUCCUGUCAAGGAUUCCAGUUCCGAAGGCGAAGACACCUGCGAGGUGGUGGUGAAAGUUUCCCAGGCGGCUCUGGAGAACAUCAGAAAGGACGGUGCAAGCACAAGUUUCAGUUUCCACAGUGCUGGUGACAAACCCAAGUCCCACCUCCCGAGUGCUAGGACGGCAGUGAGCAAGCCUCGGGCCCCCUCGCCUGUGCCCCGAACCCCCUCGCCUGUGCCCCGAACCCCCUCGCCUGUGCCCCGGGCCCUCUCGCUGGUGCCACCGACCCCCCCUCUGGUGCCUCGAACCCCCUCGCCUGUGCCUCGGGCCCCCUCGCCGGUGCUUGCGCCCAGUCCGAUAGAGCCUCGGGGGAGGCAGGUGGGUGUGAUACGGCCCAUCCUCACCGGCCAGCCCCGGGAGGUGGAGCAGAAUCUGGAACAAACGACAAAGAAGGCUGGCAGUGAUGUGUCUAGCGAGGCAAAAGCCCUGGGGCUGUGGGACAAGAAGAAGCCUUGGAACCAGCAGCAGAACACUGUGGUAUUUAACUUCAGCGGCAGGAAGGAUCCGGUGCCGGACUACAUCGAAAAUGAUGGCAUCAUCCUGCGCAGCAAGCGUUACAAACCCAAGGCGGGUGAGGCGGGCGUGGUGCUACUGGGCGCGAGUGCGGACGAGUCGAGUGACUGGGAUGCCGAGGAGCAGCGAGGACCGCCUUCGCCCUGCGACGUCGUGUUCGAGGGCGGCGAUGUGCUCAUCAACGGCCGCUCCAGCCUGGCUCGCCACCCACGGCGGCCGCGCCUCCACCAGUUGCGUAUUACGUUCAGCGAAGUUCUGACGUCCACAUUCGAGUACCCGUCGGAGGCGUCGCUGCUAGAGGAGCAGACUGUCCCUCCCCUCGCCCCAAGUCUGCCCAGCGCCCCCAGCAUGCCGAGUGGUGGCAGUAGUCUCGCUAGUUACACCCCCAGCAAGGCGCAGCUGGGCUCCGAGGACUUCCAGCUGGGCAUCACGAGGACGGCUCCAGUGGCAGUGACAGUGCCGGCGGCUCCAGUCUUGGACGCCAGGGAGCUGGACGCAGAGGAGACGUACCUCACGCCGGCACAGGACGCAGACACCGUGGCCUGGAGCGCAGAGACAGCUGCCGACCUGCUCUUCUGAGUUUCAAGUAUCAUUUCCAUCGGGACCGUUGUCAAGGAAAUGAAAGACUGAAACAUUGCAUUCCUCGUUUUCAUAGAAGAAAAAUUUCACCUUUUUUGUGAGGUUUUGUCAAGGUUUUAUUAGUACUAGCAAAAUAAAAUCAUUUGCAGAAUGCUACUGAAGUUCGAAGUUCGAGUAUAGUCCAGUUACGUCAAUUACGUUAUUUAGUGCAUUUUAUACUGACGAUUUUACUGCAACUGCAUUUUGAUAUUUGUGUACUUAUUUGAAAUGAGGGAAAUUGCUAACAAAAAUGGCUGUUAUGUACUUGAACAAAGGUAAUAGUUCGAUUUUGUAAUCUUACAUGAAAUUUCUUAUGUUAUCUACGAGAUACUCUCUCCUGUAAGGUCACUAAUACUAAACAAAAAUCACUGUGGUAACAAAACUUUUUUUAUGUAUUGUUUAACUAGUAUUACAUGUUUGUAUUUUAAUAGUAGAUAAUGGGUUGUAUGCAUAUAUGUUGAUGCAUGACUGGUUAACAACUAAUUUUUCUUAGAAGUGUAAUGAGCUUUCAUUUAAAAGACAUGAUAAUAUGUUAAGUACGUAACUUGAAAAUGUGUGUUAAUAUUCUUUGAAAACUGCUUACAAAAUAAUUUUCAGGGUUAUUUUUCUUGUGUGAAGUUACCAUUAAGUUUUAUAAGCCAUACAUGUUUUCAAGUAUGGCAGUUUUGUGGGCUGAUUUUAGUCUGAGGAAAUUGUAAAUUGUAGUAUAUUUAUUUGUUUGGGUGUUUUUUGAAGUUGGGAGACUUCGCUUACUUUUUUUUUUGUAUAAAAUAAACUGUUUGUUGACAGGAGUCAGUGUGCCGGCAUUCAUACAGAAUUCAUAAUUAAUGGCUAAAAUAUUUAUUCUUCGUUGUGUUAAAAUUUUGUAAUUUUUCAUUCAUCUACUCUAUGAAAUGAAUUUGCAUAGUUAACACAAAUGAAUAUUCUUGUUUUGGAAUGUGACGGGACAUUUACAGAGCAAGUUUCUGAUGCGGAGACACAGUGCGAGAAUAACAGUGACUGAGGUCAUGUUGUUGUAAACAUUUUCGCUCACCAUUUCCUCUCUACUGUGUUUUAUCAACACUGGUUUGUUUAAACAUUGCAUUGUUUUUUUCAAUCCCACCCUGUUCUUAAAUGAUAUUUAUAUUUUAUAGUAAUUGGUCAGAGGCUACUCUGCUCAUUUGAUUAGGUUAUUUGAAUUAGUUUGCAUGCAAGGUUAAUUUAUUUUGAAAAACUUGUAUAAACUGAAUGUUAAUCUAAAUGUAGAGUUUUUAUAUAUGUAUUGUUGUGUCAAAUAUAUUAAAACCAAAGACAUUACAAAAGUGUUACUAAAGUAAAUAUGUUUUUGUAAAGGAUACAGGUAUGGUGUACAUCCAAAUUGUUAGUUAUCACAAUAUACCCUUUAUUCAUUAUUGAAUUGUCGUUAUGCUUUUAAUGUGAUAAUUAUUAAUGUCUUUACAUUGGUUUGAUUUUCUUUAUUGAUGGUAAAAUUAAUAUUAACACUUUGAAAAUGCCUUGAAGACUUUAAAUGUUAUUAAUUCACUUGGUAUUUACAUACAAAUGGAUAAAAAAUGUUUUGAUACGUGCUAUUUGAUCUUGUAGUAUAUUAUAGUGUGCAGUAUAUAAUAUCUUAACUCAUUGAUGUGGCUUUUCGGUUUUUAAGUAAGAUGGUUAACACUUUGAUUUCUCUGAAACCAUAAUGUCAUAUGGCAUUUUGAUGGUGUGCUAAGAAGUUCCUGUUUUUGAACAGAAUAAGCCACUUAUUAGCAGAAACUAUUUACUGUGUUUUGUUAGAAAUGGUUGGCCUUCGAAGUAGCAGGAACACGAAAUUCAGGAACAUUGUGUAACCAUGCGAUACUGCUGCAAUGGGGUACUUGGGCAAAAUUUCAGAAAUUUGUAGAUCCGAUCCACCAGUGGUAAUGACUUUGGUACACACUUAUGCUUGCAUAUUUCUGAAGACCGGGUUGAAUUUUUGUUGACAUUUAUUCAAAAUUAUUUCAUCUGAAUUCAAUUCAUUUUGCUGUAUUAUAUUAUUUUAUUUUCAAAAAAAAAAGUAUAUUUGUUCAAAUUAAAUGUCCUUGGUACAAAAAUGCCUUAAAUAUUACUCUUGGACUAUGAUUUCUCAAGUCCCACUAGAUUUUUCAAACAAUAAGAAUAAAUUUUUAAUUUAUAUUCGGGAAAACACAGAAAAAGAUCACACAAAAAAUAAUUAAACUGCAUGUAAGUGGAAAAUUAUUGUAAUUUUAAUGCUACUAGUUGAUUAUGAUUUACUCUUAAGUGUAAAUAUUCAAUGUUUAUUUAUGUGUUUGUGUUGUGUUGCACAGUCGCUACACCAGCUGAAGUCAUGGCCGGGUGGGAUUAGUGGAUGUUUACAAGUCUGUGAAAACAUCUAGUUGUAAGAGCUUCACAAAAGCACUUGUGUAAACUUGUAAUUGCAAACAAAUUUUAUUAAGUUUAUAAGUGUUUUACUUUCAGGAUACUAAAAAACCAAUGUUAUUGACAAUAGCAUAUAAACUUGUUGGUGACACUUGUGUACUAUUAAUUUUCAUUUACAUUUUAAGUUUACGAAUAAUUCUAUAUUUGAAAGAUGUUAUGAUCUAGUUAUUCCCCUACUGAGUUAAAAUAAAAUAAAAUACACAUGAAGAAGAAUCAUAAAACAAAUUUAUGCAGCAACCAAAAUAAUAAUAACUGUUACCAAUAUAUUAAUUACAUAAGGUUAUCUAGCCAAAACUUGUUAGUUAAAGUAUGGUUAUGUUGCAAAAUCUUGUUUUUUACAAGUAUACCAACUACUUGUCACACACAACUUACUUGUGACAACUUUAGAAUAUUUAUGUGAAAUUCCGGAUGUAACACUUUGUGAUUACAAUUGUUAAUAACAAGACUGCUUCCUAUGUGAAAUGAACCCAUACUUCUAGUGUAUAUUAUCUAUUAUGUGAACUGGUGGUUAUGGCAUUGGGAUAGAGGCAGUGCUAUUUGCAUAUGAUUUGGUGGAUUGGGAGGUUGAUACAAGUACAACUAGAUAAGUGCUGAUUGGAACAAGAUAUGUGGUGAAUUGCGAUAAAACCAAAAUAAUACCGCAAAGCUUGUAAAUUCAACACAUAAAACCGAAAUGUAAGUUAAUACUACCAUUUAUCACCAAAAUGUAACUAAAAACAUGAAUUCAAUCUGCAAUUUGAGAAAACUUAUACCACAAAAAUGUUAUCUUUUGCUAUAGUAAAUUCAUUGAAUUUAAUUAUUUAGUAUGACUUUUGUACCAAAAUUGUAUAAACUAAAUGCAUAAACUAAUUAAUAUGUUAUUUGAUCUUGCAUCUCUUAUUAGUUACAUCUCUUACAUUUUAAUCACAUUGGCUCAUUUUUCAAACACUCAAAAAUAUGCUGAUUUAUUUUUCUCAGUUCUUUUCUAGACAUGCUUAUUAUAAAUAAUUUUAUUGUACAAGUGCAAUAUGUGUCAGUCAAAAUGAUGAAUGAGAUAAGUAUUGAAAAGUAUUUUAGUUUCAUAUUUAUUAAAUAAUACACCUUUUUUAUGAAUAAACCCAAUGUAUAAAAAUAAAACCAUAAAAUCUUGUCCCUAACUAUGAAUUUAAGCAGUUACAAGAAUGAUGUGGAGAUGAAACAAGUGAAUAGCUUUUAAAAAAAAUAAGACUCUUAAGAUAAAAGAAUAGGCCUUAAAAUACUUAAGAUAUUAUAGCCAGUAGUUAAAUUUGUGUUUGCCAACAUUAUUGAACUGUAGUAAAUGUUUGCCUACUUGCUGUAAUAAUCAGCUUUCUGUUCCUCUGUACAAGUGCACAUGCACACAAUUGGGACUGGCAAUUGAAGCAACAGGGAAUCCUCGGGCAACUUGAACCAAUAAUGUACAGUCACUUGCCUAUAAUCACAUCACCUCUGAUGUUUUACAACUGUUUGGACUUGUGGAAAUGGUGUUGGUGCUGUGUCCAGUAGAACAGUGCAGUCUCGUUUCAUUUGUUGCAGUGACGAGUUGGAGAGCCGUUGUCGGGUAGCAUCUUGUUUGGUAAACUGCUGUCAAGCUGUACUGCAUCACACUCUUAUCUUCUUCACUCUCUGUCUUCUUUGCCCAAAGAGAAAUGUUUAAAACAAAUGGAUGAAGAUAAGAUGGUGAUGUGAUGAUGUAUGAUGCUAUACUACUCAAGUUUGGCUUAGAUCAUAGCAGCUUUAUUCAAUCAUCAUAUGAGGAGUAGUGAGUGAUAAGUGUUGCAUUGUAUUUGUGUAGAGCCAUCGUAAUGUUUUAACAUUGCUUUGAUGCAGGGAUCAUUCUCACAAACAGAGCAAAUUCAUUUUGAGUAGGCAUGUAAAUUUGGACAUUAUUUUAACACUGGUAGGAUUUUGUAUCUACUUAUUUGCAAUACAACUAAAAGUUGAAUUACAUAUGGCUAUUUAUGACAGGAAUUAAAUUUUCAGCAUUCUUAGAUAGUAUUUUUUAGCCUGCCUCCGUGGUCCAGUGCUUCAGAUGUGAGAAUCUUUGUUCUGUUGCAUAGUGGUAAUCUUCAGUAAAGUUUUCAAGUCUCCGCACACUUUAAAUUGAUUCCUCUCGAUCCUCUACCCUGCUCUUUCUCACAUUUUCAUUUACUUCAAUCCCACCACGAAGUAGGUUUAUUAUUCCUAUUGUCAGGUACAAUCAUUAUUAAUGCAUAUUUGCUUAACACUUAAUUUCAGUCAAUCUAUUUUAUAGUUAGUUACUGUCCUUGUCCCCAUGUGCCUUGGUGGAUACACGGGCUGUACAAUCGACGCAUAUAGGGAAGGGGAUGCUAGUGGUUGCUGGCCCCGUCUUUUAGUCACUUGUCACAUGUUGACACAGAUGUAAGUUACAGCCCCGCAGUACGUCACCUUCAUCACAGCCCAACUCGGAGAUUGCUGAAACUCUUUACAAUUGGGUGCCUACACUUUGGAUACGCAGCCGGUGGUGGAAGGGAGGUAGCAUCGUGACCCUGAAGAACCUUGCAUAGCUUGCCCUCUCUGUAGGGGUCACUGUCCUUGAACAUAAUUUACUUAUCUCUUAAUUAAAUCAAUAGUAGUAAACAUUUAAAACUUUUUUUUUUUUUAACUUUAAGGUUGCAGAAACUAACAUGAUUAGUUACAGUGAAACAUCAUCAAUAAAAACCCUGUUCAUACAAAACUCUCAUUAAUAUAAAGUGUUUUCACAGUCCCUAGAAAUUACUUAACAGUUAUAGUGCUAAGUAAUUUAAUACAAGAGUAUGGUUAGUACAAAAUCCUAUAUAGUUAAAAUAAUACUGAUGCCCUUUCUUUGGUUUAGUGUAGGUUGGAGAAAAAAGCAAAGAAAUUACAUAUGCUUUCAGAAUUAUGGUAAGUCCUUUUGUUGGUAGUUUCUAAACCUUUGCUCUUAAAAUUAUGUUUUACAAUCCCUAAAAAAAAGUACAUUUGGUGCUAUAUAAAAUUGUGUGCAAGUUUCAAUGCAGCAUAAUUUUUUUUUUUAGGUGUGUUAUGCAUUUACUAAACAAGGAAAAUAUUUUAAACUUUUUUUAAGAAAUUAUAUAAAAAUUGUGAUUAAAUUUUGUAAUAGUAUGGUUAAUACAAACCUUGUUUUUGCAAAGUGACAAAAUUAUGGUUCCUUCAAGUUUUUAUUAUUGAGGUUUGGCAGUAUACAUUUUUGUUAACAUUUACAAAUAUACAAUGCCGAAAUGUGCAGCUACAAGUUCAUAAACAUAGAAAGUUGCAUAUCAUCUGGUGACUACAUCAUAGCAUCUCCCAUUCUUCCAGCGUACUAUCUUUUCCCAGAGGAAUAGUUGCCAUCUGCCAUGUUGUAUGCAAGGAAACUUAACACAUUUAGUUGCAGGGUGUCUACCGACCGGGAAAAACGGGAAAAACGGGAAAAACGGGAAUUGUACAGGAAUUAUACUGCCCGGGAAAAAUACGGGGAUUGUGCGGGAAUUUAUCCGGAUGUCCGGGAACUUUUGACUUUUCCCCGCCCGUCAACAACAUUUAUAUAUUAAUAUUAAAAAGCGAAGAUUUUACUGCAACACAAUCGUGAAUCGUGUGAUUAUUGCUUCUCUACAAUAUACUGGUGCUUUAUUGCAGUGCUGAAUGCAGACGAUGGGAUCAACCUACACAAGUUGCCGCGUAAUCGUGAUAACCACUUGCAUAAGGCGCGUGGACUCGCCCAGUUUUUUUUUGUUACUGUGGUCGUUCGUUAAUGGUCGUUCCCGCUCAUGCUUAAAUUUUAAUCCAGUUUAUUUCUGCGUGUUGUAUAGUGUGGUUAUUGUAAAGUUCGUCCGGUUGGUAAGUAAUAAUAAUAAAAUGCAUCUUUGUGUGUGUGCAGAAGUUAUUUGUGAUAAAUCUUUUUAUUAAAAAAUUGUUUUCGUUUCGUGAACAUCGGAAGAAAGUAGACAACAUACCUGUAAAAUAUAUCGUAUUUGCCGGUGUAUAAUGCAAGAAUUUUAUCCUGAUUUCAGUGGUCACGAAUCAAAAAUCAUAUUAUAUGCCGUGUCGUAUUAUUUUUUGUAUACAAGCGACCAUUAUCACGUGUGUAUAAAAAUUAAGCGCGUAUGACAAAGUUAAUUGCGCCGGCCAGCGACAGCUGCAAGCCAGUCUUGCUCUGUGUGAGUAUACAUCCACCCCUCGAAGUAACGCUGCUCGAUUAGCGCCAAUUAAACAGGGCUCUUUUUGAAGUAGCGUUCUUUUUCGUCCACAAAAUUUUUUAAUUUACACGCGCGCAUAAUGGCAACGGCACUCUUGUAUCAAACACAAUGCAACAUAAUAAAUCUCAGCACUUUUAUAUUUUUAAUAAAAAAACGAAUUAAAAAAAACUUUUAAGUUUUCACUUUUCCGUAAUAGUUAUUCAAUUUUUGAUGCCUGUUUUCUUAUGUCUAGUUAAAAGUUUUACAAGCAAUAAAAUUACGUUAAUAUAUUCGUGGAUCGUGUUUAUACAGCCAUGUUUAUGCUACUACUUCCAUCUGGCGAGAAAGGUCAGAAGCUUUCGAGGUCAGUUAAUCUCAUUCAUGCCAGGUUGCGCUAGUUGAAGUGUACAGCACAUUACGUUUCCAGAAAAAAAAAACUUUUUGACGUGACAACGUCUAAUAAAUCGAUGAACGCCGGCUGCACGCACAUUGUUCCGUUACGCUGUGUCCCGUUACGCUCAUUGUACGCUUGCGCCGCAUCUAUCUCUCUUCCACUCGACUGUUUAUAAAGUGAAGUGAAAAGUUAUUAUUCCUUUAUUAUUAAAAUAAAAAUUAUUCAAUUUUAUUCAUUAAAGUAUGCAAUCAUUUCAUCAAUGUUUUGUUAUGACGUCACGUUAAACUAUCGUCCGUAAACCGACUUUACCGACAACCAAUUUUUAAACAGGAUAAAUUUGGAGUAUGGUACAGUAUACAUACAUAUUUCAAAGGCGGUAAAACCAAUUAUUUUGUUUAACAUGCUCUCUUUUAUGUUAAAAACGUAUUUGAUUAGCGCUGUUUUGAUUAGUGCUCCAUUUUUCUUUGGAUGAAUUACCGUGUUACUUCGAGGGGCGGGUGUACUGUACUCUGUUGGACAGGAACUUGGUUGGCAAAAUUUGCAUUUGGCAAGUGGCAUAUCGCGCGCAAUGUCAUGCGAGUCACAUGCAUCAUUCUAAAACAGCGCUGCUGCCACGAUUGUUUUGGGUGCGUGUAGUUUAUUUAUUUAUUUUCAUCCAUUUGACCAUACAGACAUUUGUACAAAUGGUAUAGGACACGUCAACAAAUAUAAGUUAAUACACAAACAGUAUAAGUUAAAUAUACCAAAAAUACAGACAUGGGAAACAAAAAUAACAACAAAACUAGUACAGGUAGCUAUAUAUACAGCCUCUAAAGAUAAAAGUCCAAAAUUUGACAGUUGCCAUGUGGCAAAGUUUGGCUGCAGUGCAAAGUAACCUAGAAUGAGCUAAAUUUUAUCAACAUAAAGUUCGGACUAACUUUUCUGUGACAAAUUUUCUUGAAAUCCAAGUUUUUGGUAAAAAUAAUUUUUGUGAACAUAUUUUUGUACAAUUUUUUUUAACAUUGCUAUUAUUCUAAUUAGUGAUAGUGUAAGCUGUAAAUGUACAUGAACUUUUUUAUUAGUGUACGGGAAUGUACGGGAAUUGUACAGGAAUUCUGUGACCAAACAUGGGUAGACACCCUGAGUUAAUUCAAACUAUCCUUUGUAAUUUUGUGUUCUUACUUCAACUAACCUAUGCACAUGACUUUUCUGCUGUGUCCUUGGGUUGUAAGUUUUCCACUAUUUGCAGUCACCAUGAGAGAUAUUCUCUGAAUUGACAGAAUACAAGCAAGCUGAAAAUAAACGCAAGUGCAGGUGUGAAUGCUAGCAGAUUUAGUCUGGAGUGCUUCUGUUUCUUUCAGCUCACAGAAAUUAAGAUACUACAUAUAUUGUGAUUUGUAUAAUAUUUAACUACUUUAGAUGUUCUGAACUAUAGUAUAUGCUAAAAAACUGUGUACUAUGUAAUUCCAGAUGGUAUAGUAGAAUAACUAGCAUUGUAUUUGUAUGAUACUGAGCUUACCUAAGCAUUUAUACAUUAGCAUGUGGUAUUUCUCUUGUGAAAACAUUUGCCUAUUAUAAUAAAGCAAGAUGUGAUGACUAAAACUUCCAUACAUGUUUACUGUGAUACUUGCUAUUGUAAUUUUAUGCUCAACCAAUUACAUUGGACCAAUGAACACUACUUAGUCCAUGUGACAAUUGUAUUGGUAUAGUUACAGCAUUCCAUUUAAAUACAGCAUUAUAUUAUAAAUUCAAUAAAAAAUUAAUUAUACUGUUUUACAAAUAUUUGUUUGCUUAUUUUUUGAUUUUUUCAAACAAUUAUUUUUACUAUGCUUUUAAUAAAUGCUAUUUGUAAACUUACCAAUUUGUAUAUUGUGUAUAUAAUGUUUAAUUUGUAAUAAGUUCAGAUUGUAACUACUGUUUUUGUUCUUGUAAGCCAUAUUUAAUAAUAAAUACUAAGAAUUAA
This is a messenger RNA of Bacillus rossius redtenbacheri, 12000 nucleotides long. It is a transcript of the gene bif, whose product is annotated as nascent polypeptide-associated complex subunit alpha, muscle-specific form. The coding region runs from base 294 to 3056 and encodes 920 amino acids. Lineage: Eukaryota; Metazoa; Arthropoda; Insecta; Phasmatodea; Bacillidae. The transcript has 5 exons. The record is from RefSeq and is a predicted model, not a curated record. Gene Ontology annotation, cellular component: nuclear membrane; rough endoplasmic reticulum membrane. Gene Ontology annotation, molecular function: microtubule binding. Gene Ontology annotation, biological process: neuronal signal transduction; chemotaxis.